AUGUCAGCGGCUAUGGCGUUCACACGUUCCGCUUCAUCAAUGCCCAAGGUUAAUCCCGACUGUUCAAAUGGUAUUGGCUGCCACUACUCGGCCAUCGCAGCCUGGUCUAUGACGAAGCUACCCCGGCAGAAAAUCGCUGGAAAGAACAACAACUUCCAACGCGUCGAUCUGUUCAACAAUAUCAAAGCAGGGAACUUCCCACAAUGGGACUUUGCAGUCCAGUUGUUCCCGGACGAUGGUACUUACAUGUACAAAGGCAUUGACCUGCUCAGUCCCACAGAAAUUGUGCCCUUCGAAUUUAAUCCACCCCUCAGACUCGGCAGAUUGACCCUGAGCCGGAAUCCAACCAACUUUUUCGCAGAGUCAGAGUCUAUCUCCUUUGCCCCUUCGAACGUCGUGCCCGGAGUAUCAUUUGUCCCUGAUCCUCUCCUCCAGUGGCGGCUGAUGGCCUACGAUGACACUGCAACUCAUAGGCAUGGAUCCCCGAACGGCUACCUCCUUCCUAUUAACAAAGCCAUCGUACCGUUAAGCAACAAUUACCGUGAUGGGUACAUGCAACCGGUGAUCUUUACGGGCGAGUCGACUUCCACUCCCAAUGGCAUUGGAGGUGUGGUUGGGUCGAGUGAUAACGCAACGAUUACAUAUACCGGAAACGCAGUCACGAGCGCUGGCACUGGCCCCAUUGGUCGUUUCGUAACAGUGUACGACUGGUUUGGACAAGCCCGCAACUUCUGGGGUACGCUCGAUGUCUUUGCUCAACAACACACGGUUGACGCGUAUCGCUUCGAAUUGGGCAACGUCGCCAACUCGUCCGUGGUCCAAGUAUAUAUUGACAACAUUCUCAAUAACAUUGACAAUUGCCUUGCCCGCCGCGUUGCGUUUGGCUUGGGCGCCGAUAUGCCAGCUAUCGGAACUGGCCCUCUCACUAACCUCACCAAUAUCGCAGCCCCUUUUCCGAGCCUAUAUCCUCUGGCAGUCGGAAUAGAACCAAAUAAGAGCCUCGCGGGGCUCAACGUUGCGGUGCUCGCCAACGACACCCUCUUCAGUGCAUCCGAUAUGGCAGCUUUGCAGCCCAUAUUGAAUGCUCAAAACGUCACCUUGACUGUCGUGGCGCCCCGGUCCGGCGAACUCGACAUAGGAGUGAACGCGACAGCAUCAUACAUCACCACGAGCAGCAUCUUUUAUGAUGCUGUCUUCAUUGGUUCGGUGGUCGCCACGAGGGACGCUACGGGCGACAGCGGCGCUGUGGAUUUGGACAUGGGCGCUAUGAGUUUCGUUAUGGAAGCCUACAGUCACGGCAAAGCUAUCGUCGCUCUUGGGGGCAGUGGAGCCGGGAUCUUACGAAGUCUUGGACUAAACCUUGACGCUGGCUUGGGCCUAUUUGCAGGCAACCCUGGACAGGUCACGGCGAGCGUGCUAAGCGCAUUGAGCGGACCGGUGAAGUUUCCUCUGAGGUUUCCGACUGAUGAUAUCAGCACGAUCUGUGGGAGAUAA
Cladophialophora bantiana CBS 173.52 is the source of this 1494-nucleotide messenger RNA. RefSeq lists its product as uncharacterized. The transcript has 2 exons. Gene Ontology annotation, biological process: response to oxidative stress; hydrogen peroxide catabolic process. NCBI's taxonomy places the organism in Eukaryota, Fungi, Ascomycota, Eurotiomycetes, Chaetothyriales, Herpotrichiellaceae. Gene Ontology annotation, molecular function: heme binding; catalase activity. Gene Ontology annotation, cellular component: cytosol. The record is from RefSeq and is a predicted model, not a curated record. The coding region runs from base 1 to 1494 and encodes 497 amino acids.